AUGGAGUUUGCUGUAUUAUUCUUGAUUACAUCUAUAUACUGGAUUGUAGCUGCAGAAAAAAUAAAUACUCCCAAAUGCCUUGAAGAAUGUUACUCUAAUGAUAAAUAUAUGGAGAAAUAUUGUAAUAUUGCAUGUUCAGAACGGGCUAAUCCACAAUAUUUUUAUUGCAAUUUAGCUUGUGAACAUCAUAAAAACGAGGCUUCUGGAGUUGCACGAUCAAUAAUCGAUUAUAUCAUAGCACAUAUUGGAUAUGAAUACUGUAUUUUUGAUUGUAAUCAUGCAUUAUAUAAAACUGAAAGAUGUGAAUAUGAUUGUUUUGGUGUUUCUGCAAUAACCUCAAAAUGUUACAGAGUUUGUGAUGGCAAACAUACCAGCCUAGAGGCACUUUGUCUUCAUACUUGUGAAUGGAAAAAACGUAAAGCAUUAAUAAAAGGUUAUAAUGCAUGUACAAUGAGCUGCACUGAAGAGUAA
This is a messenger RNA of Schistosoma rodhaini, 471 nucleotides long. The record is from the annotation of a GenBank genome assembly. NCBI's taxonomy places the organism in Eukaryota, Metazoa, Platyhelminthes, Trematoda, Strigeidida, Schistosomatidae.